AUGAAGUUCCCAAUUUUCUUCUUCUUGGCCAUCAUUACCUCCAGCCCUGGCCUCGCACUCCCUGGCCUCCUUGCGCUACCCAAAGAUGGUAAUGACGGCUGCGGCGCGGCAUGUCAAGCGAUCAAAGACGGCCUCGGACUAGGAAUAUCAAGCCCUACCUGCUCCGGUCUUACUGGCGACUAUUGUGCGAACCACUGCGAAUGCUCCGCCAGUGGCAUUAUGGAUUGCAAGAACACCAAUGGUCUCAAGAUCCUCUCAAGUAACACCAAGUGCUCGGACGAUGCAGUCACCAAGGCCUGUGUGCAGGGGUUGAAGAACCAAUGGGAAUGCUGGUGUCAGAACCUGUUUGCUCCAGAAUGGGGACCAGGGGAGAAUGCGGGUGAGACGUGCGGGAAUCUCUUUGCCAAGGUCAAGACCUAUCUCGACGACUGA
Molecule: messenger RNA, 432 nt
Organism: Capronia epimyces CBS 606.96
Lineage: Eukaryota; Fungi; Ascomycota; Eurotiomycetes; Chaetothyriales; Herpotrichiellaceae
Exons: 2
Coding region: 1-432 (143 amino acids)
Source: RefSeq, a predicted model, not a curated record